CCAUUUGUGUAACGCGUAAAUCCCAUUAAAAGAGAGUUGAUAUUAGUGAAGAAUACAGAUAAUGUCAGGAGCGCAAGGAGCACAGCCGCCGGGAUCAAGGACGGCGACGACGUACGAGUCGGUUGAGAGAGGGGAGAAUAAGACCAGGACCGACCUGCGUGCAAGGGAGGAUCAAGGUAUGAUUCAGAUAGACAAAGAGCAGGAUAAGGUUGCUGAUGCUGCUGGGAAAGGUGGUCCUGUCUUUGGUGCUGGUAAAGAUGAAGACAAGAAGGAUCUGGGCGUUACAGGCACUGGCUCUGCUUAGUCUUCUUCGUCUUCUUCCUCCUUUGGUAUGAUUGUAGCUUGUGUAAAUACCUAAGUCUUCAUAUACAGUUGAAGUGUUUGUACUUUUACAUGAGAUUUCUAUGGAGAAAUGUUUGUAUUUGCUGAUAUGCUUAUGUUGGUAAUUGGAAGCCAUUACAGUAGAAUUAUCUAGUCUUAUAUGAUGUUCAAAAUUAUAAGUUUAAUAUAAAUAUAAAAUAUUUUGAUA
Ricinus communis (castor bean) is the source of this 529-nucleotide messenger RNA. RefSeq lists its product as uncharacterized. Lineage: Eukaryota; Viridiplantae; Streptophyta; Magnoliopsida; Malpighiales; Euphorbiaceae. The record is from RefSeq and is a predicted model, not a curated record. The transcript has a single exon. Bases 62 to 304 code for a protein of 80 amino acids.